GUUAUGUAAAACCUUCAUCACGUAGUUAUCCUCGACCCAACGCGCGUCAACGAUCAGCUCACUGCCAACGGCGAUCAGCUCAACACUAACAACGACAAGCUAACGAAUGAACUGAAGAUGGCGAUGCAUACCACAGACCAACCAUCAAACACAAGUUCAUGGUACUCCAUCCGUCCCUGGACGCCUCACCUCAUUCUCUCAGUCCGUGAAAUCACAUCUGUUUCAGCGACGUUUAUUCUCUCUUCAACACUCUCUCCACCAUCUGAACCUGUUUCGAACAUAGAUCACGAAUCCUCGAUACCCGCAACCACAAACGCGAAUGCAAGCCCAGACACCAACCCAGAGAUAGAACAAGAACUAGAAACAGAACUAGAGGUAGGAGUCGACGGGGAACUAGGAGGAGAAACAGAAGGGGACGCCGUAGGAGAUACUGCCCGAGGAAUUAUCUCCGAAGCACUCUCAGCAGGCCUCUCAGUAUCUGUCAACGGUUCCCCAUGGCAGCGCGUCCUCAUACGCCUCCUCGAGCCCGUAGACGAGGCUGUUAUCAUCAUAUACGGGCUCAUGCCUGGACGUCAGUAUGAUAUCGAUCUGGGACUUGUACAGGGUGGAUUGGCAAGUUCUAUUCGGAGGCAAGUUGUCACUGAAGAUGCGGAAGGUGCGAUUGAGAAUGGAAGGUUGGACGAAGGAACAAGUACUAGUUUUCUCCUCCCGCCCUCAUCCUCAUCAUCCUCCGCAUCAUCAUCAUCCCAAAGCCUAUCAGUGUCAACUGCAACAACCGACUCAGCCCCUCUCACCCAUCCCCAACCGCGCUCCACAUCUCGCUCCACAACACCCACCCAAGAAGACCGCCUCCCAAAACUACAAUCCACUCUUGCGUCCCUUCAGACACAUAUCUCCGAGCUAACCACCACCCUCAAAUCCACGCGCAGGGACAGUCAAAAAGCAGACGCAGUACUCAAAAAUGAGAUCGAAGCUCUCAAUCGGGCUUCUGAAAAAGCGAGUGCUGCCGAGAGUAAGGCGAGACAGCGCAUCAGGGCGCUUGAGGAUGCUGUUAAGAGGGCUAAUGAGGGGAAAGAGGAUGCUGAGAGGGGCAGAAGUGAACUUGAAGGCUCUAAUCCUUCUUUGAGGAAACAAGUGCGCGAGAAAGAGGAGGGAUAUGACGUUCUUAACAAGGAGGCUACUCAAGUGCGUAAGGAACGCGAGGGGAAGGAGGAAGUAAGGAGAAGACGCGUGGAGGGUGUUAAGAAUGAGAUUGGGAGCGUCGAGCAUAGGUUGGAGAGGCUUUAUGCGAGGCAGGAGAAGUUGGAGGGGACGGUGUUGAUUGAUUUGGAGAAGACGCUUAAGGAGGUUGAGAGGGAGAUACAGGAUGCUGAAGCGGAGGCUGACGUGGGUGCGGCAUAUAAUGCGACGAUUGGGAGAUCAAUGCAGAUGCAACAACCUGUGUCUCCUCCUCAGUAUCGGAGACAUCAAUCACGGACUUCGGCAUAUCGAAUCGGGGAUGGCGCGCCUCCUGGACUGGGACUCGCUAACCCAUAUGCGAGCUGUCAUUCGUCCAGCUCUUGGCUUUCGCAUUCUACAAGUUCGUCACUGUCGCAUCCGAAGGUAUCAAUAUUAUCCAAUUCAGCGAGUUCUACAGCGUCGCAUGGUGGCAAUAUGCUUCCUACUAGUUCUGCGUCUGGGACUUCGACGCUGUCGAGCAAGGCACCACCUUUUGAACCAGCGCGUGGAUUUAGGUCUUCGUUUCCACCAUUGAAACCUUCGCCUGGUAUUGCGCCGAUUCAGAGGCCUGUUGGGACGUUUUCGAGGGGUGGCGCGUGAUGAAAAUAUUAGCGUAGGAUGCGGUAUUCGUUGUAUAGCUCUGGGAAAGUCAAAUGUGCUUAGUGUCGGAUGGGUUCAAACUUAUCAGUUUGU
Suillus fuscotomentosus is the source of this 1911-nucleotide messenger RNA. RefSeq lists its product as uncharacterized. NCBI's taxonomy places the organism in Eukaryota, Fungi, Basidiomycota, Agaricomycetes, Boletales, Suillaceae. The coding region runs from base 118 to 1818 and encodes 566 amino acids. The record is from RefSeq and is a predicted model, not a curated record. The transcript is spliced from 2 exons.